AUGCAUGCUGGAUAUUUUAAGGGUGCACGAAAGAAAAAGCUGCAUGAGCGGGAAGAGCGUUUGACGAAGGAGGAAGAAGAAAGAGUAGCCGUUGAUCUUGAGUGGGCUAAAGAGCAGGCAAAAGACCGCCUUAGAAGGCUCUGUAUUGCUCGUUCAACCCAGCUCUAUGAUACGUCGCGCCUGAAGAAAUUUCACGCAGCUUUAAGACUGGGCAAUGCUUUAAGGGAGAACGAUCUUCAGCUCAAAUUGAAGGAGCAGAAACGUAAGGCUGAGUCCAAAGAGCGAGAAAUUGAAUAUCAGGCUAUGCUUGAUAGGAUUAAAGAAGCUGAAGAGAAAGAGAAAAAAACGAUGGAAGAAAAUAGGGCUGCCGAGCGAUUGAUUCACGAGUUUCAACGUUCACAAAUUGAAGAACGUCGUCAACGUGAGGAAGGAGAGAAGUUGGUAUUGAAAGAGGAGGGCGAAAGGCUUCGAAGCCUAGCAAAGGAAGCAGAAAGGAUGAAAUUGCAGAUGCAAGAGGAACGGCUCAAGCAGCAGAAACUGACCACUAGAGACUUGCUUGAGGAAAUAGAAGACCGAAAAAAGUUAAGGCUGGUGGAACGUAUCAGAGAUGAGGAAGAAGACGAAAAAAACCUCAUCUACGCAGUUGCCAAACGCCAAAUGUGUCUUACCCAAAUGAAUAGGGAAGGAGUCGCAGCGGCGGAAAAAGCUUCGCGCCAAAAGGAAUUGGCGCAGAACCUUUCCACCUUAAUUAGUCAACGUCAGGUUGCUCGCGACGUACCUAUGGAAAUAUCCGCGAAGCAGGAGGAAGAGAGGUGGCAUCAGCGCAUUGAGGCCGAGGCGAGAAAGCGGGAGGAGGCCAAAGAGUGCAUGAGGAAACAAAGAGAGGAUGCUUUGAAGGCGAGAGAGGAACGAAUGGCCCAUCAGAUGGAGGAAGGAAGAGCGGAGUUACAGCACAACAUCAGUCUUGAUGAAGCGGCGCAGCGAGAGGAUGAGGAACGUCGUGCAAAACGUCUCCAGGAGGGCAAAGCACUUGCACACCUCUAUCUUGAAGAAAUGCAAAGGCACGAGGAGGCACGCAGAAAAGAACGUGAGGCGGACAACUGGUUGGAGAAAUUCAAUGCACAGAGCAACAUGAAAGAGGACCUUUUCCAGAAUUACGCGAACCGGGUCAUCAAAACGUGUGAGGAAACCGGAAUACCCACGUUUGCGCUGAAAAAGGCCGCACAUCCAAGCACAGCGACGGAUGAAUUAGCACUGACAGUGGCUAACGACUUUGGCGUAGACGGAGAUGAGACGAACGAAAAGUGCGCUCUGCUUCCAGACCUACCACCACAUCAGGAAAAUCUACAUCUAUAA
This is a messenger RNA of Hydatigera taeniaeformis, 1356 nucleotides long. Lineage: Eukaryota; Metazoa; Platyhelminthes; Cestoda; Cyclophyllidea; Taeniidae. The record is from the annotation of a GenBank genome assembly.